Condylura cristata (star-nosed mole) is the source of this 1765-nucleotide messenger RNA. It is a transcript of the gene SIRAL1, whose product is annotated as family with sequence similarity 118, member B. The record is from RefSeq and is a predicted model, not a curated record. The transcript has 8 exons. Lineage: Eukaryota; Metazoa; Chordata; Mammalia; Eulipotyphla; Talpidae. The coding region runs from base 42 to 1094 and encodes 350 amino acids.
UGCAGCUGGAGCGGUGGCGUUUGGUGGAGACGCGAAACUGGAUGGCUUCUACAGGGAGCCAGGCCUCUGAUAUAGACAAGAUUUUUGAAUUCUUCAAUGAUGGCGCACCCCCCACCAAAAAGCCCAGGAAGUUGCUUCCAAGCCUAAAAACGAAGAAGCCUCGGGAACUUGUCCUGGUGAUUGGAACAGGCAUUAGUGCCGCUGUCGCCCCUCAAGUUCCAGCCCUAAAAUCCUGGAAGGGCUUAAUUCAGGCCCUACUGGAUGCUGCCAUUGACUUUGAUCUUCUAGAAGAUGAGGAGAGCAAAAAAUUCCAGAAAUGUCUCCACGAAGACAAGAACCUUGUCCAUGUUGCCCAUGACCUUAUCCAGAAACUCUCUCCUCGUACUAGUAAUAUUCGAUCGACAUUUUUCAAAGACUGUUUAUAUGAAGUAUUUGAUGACUUGGAGUCAAAAAUGGAAGAUUCGGGAAAACAGCUACUUCAGUCAGUUCUCCACCUGAUGGAAAAUGGAGCCCUGGUGUUAACUACAAAUUUUGAUAAUCUGCUAGAACUGUAUGCAGCCGAUCAGGGAAAACAACUUGAAUCCCUUGACCUUACUGAUGAGAAAAAGGUCCUAGAGUGGGCUCAGGAGAAGCGGAAGCUGAGCGUGUUACACAUCCAUGGGGUCUAUACCAACCCCAGUGGCAUUGUCCUUCAUCCAGCUGGGUAUCAGAAUGUGCUCAGGAACACUGAAGUAAUGAGAGAGAUACAGAAACUGUACGAAAACAAGUCAUUUCUUUUCCUGGGUUGUGGCUGGACUGUGGAUGACACCACUUUCCAAGCCCUCUUUCUGGAGGCUGUCAAGCAUAAAUCUGACUUAGAACAUUUCAUGCUGGUUCGGAGAGGAGAUGUAGAUGAAUUUAAGAAGCUUCGAGAAAACAUGCUGGACAAAGGAAUUAAAGUCAUCUCUUAUGGAAAUGAAUAUGCUGACCUUCCAGAAUAUUUCAAGCGGCUGACGUGUGAGAUCUCCACGAGGGGUAGAUCAGGGAUGGUGAGGGAAGGUCAGCUGAACGGCUCCUCUGCAGCACACAGUGAAAGAAGAGACUGUAGUACAUGAGGGAUAGAGAAAUCGUCACCAUUAGACCUGGCUGUAAGGCCCUACUGUGGGCAGUGUUUAACAAGUAAACUUACAAAGAACCCAACACAGCUCCUAGGAAGUGCGAAACCCGAAGGUUGAAAGGUGGGGGUUGGUUGGGGGGAAAUGUUCCAGAUCUUCAUGCCAGCCGGUUGAUAAUUCUGCGGCUUGUUCAAGAAUCCCAGAGACACCAAGGGACCCACGUGCCGCCCCCCACCCCACCCCAGGCUGGACACGCCUGUGUCCACACGGCAGACCAGUGCGAUGCCUCCACUGACAGCGGCUGCGGCUCUGCAUGGAGGACUAGGCUUUGGGGGGCUGUGGGGCUCCAGACCCUGGUGGCUGUUUUGUACUCUUACCUGGUUCUUCAAUUAAGCUUAACGGCUUUUUUAAAACAUGACUUGAAGCUCUAGUUUUCUAGAUCUUUUACAGUGUACAGUAUUUUACAUAACUUGAGUUGUAUUAAAGCUUGUUCAUUUACUUCCGGUGCUCUACUUUUAGAUAUUUUAGUAGAAAACACCUAAGCUACCCAGGCACUAACAAGCCUAACUUUUGGAAUUCAAUUUAAAUUUCCUAAGUUUGUCUUUCACCUUGAUGACCUCAUUUUCAGGACAGUCCUUCAUAUAUUUGCCUGAUUCCUCUUUGUUUUCCUU